AUGCUGUCCCCGCAUUCGUCCAUCCCAACUAAUCCAAAGCAAGACAUCCAGUCCAAGCAGCCCAUUUCGAACCUUGCCAUGGCAUCGAACAAAAAAGAGAAAGAAGUCCCCUCAUGUUUCACCGACACCCAUGGAGUAAUCACUUCAACCAUGAACGAGCUCCCUGGCUACAAGAUCAAGUCCGUCCUUGGGACAAUCUAUGGCAUCACCGUGCGAACGCGGAAUUGGGGCGCGGACAUAGGCGCUGUCGUGCGAUCAGCUGUCGGGGGCGAGAUUCGAUUUUUCACUAAUCUGAUGUAUACGUCGCGGGAAGAAGCGAUGGAGAGGCUGGUGGGUGAGUGUAUGGGUCGAGGUGGGAAUGCAAUCAUUGCGGUGCGGUUUGAUGUUGCUAGUUUUGGGGCGUGCUCGCAAAUUUGUGCGUAUGGUACUGCUUGUUUGGUGGAGAAGAUUGAGGAGAAUCAAUGA
This is a messenger RNA of Penicillium maclennaniae, 465 nucleotides long. RefSeq names its product YbjQ family protein. Bases 1 to 465 code for a protein of 154 amino acids. The transcript has a single exon. The record is from RefSeq and is a predicted model, not a curated record. NCBI's taxonomy places the organism in Eukaryota, Fungi, Ascomycota, Eurotiomycetes, Eurotiales, Aspergillaceae.